AUUUUCAAACAUUUCUUUUCCAAACUUUCGUUUUGAAGCAAAAUAUUUUGAAUUAUUUUCUCUCAAUUGCAAGGAAAUACACGAGCUUUUCUAGCGAAAUAUGUCGCACGACGUGACCGUAAACUUCAACGGCAAAUCAUUUAACCUUCGUUUUCAACCAUCCUGGACAAUCGCUCAACUAAAACACGAAAUUGCUCGCAAGAAAAAUGUCAAAACUGCUGGAAUUAAAAUAAUUUUUGCCGGUCGAGAAUUACCCGAUGAAUUAACACUCGGGAAUGCAGAGAUGAACCACAGCGUCAUUCAUGCUGUUCAGAAAUCUGGUCAGAUCUCAGUUGAUGCAACUUACAAUGCGAAUGAUGGUUUGACGAAAGUGAAACUGACACAGGAUGACGAAGAUGAAGAUGGUGAAUCUCAACAAUCAGGCAAGCAAAGUUUCUUCUUUGUUUAUUGUAAAACUUGCAAGAAACUAACACGAGGAAAAUUGCGAUGUCGAUGUUCAAAUUGCAAGGAAGGAAGCUUUGUUCUAUCACAGGGUCCAAAUGGUUGGGACGAUGUAUUGAUCAAAGGCCGCAUGCAGGGACAAUUUGAAUCCAAUACAAACUGUCAGGGAAAAACAGCUGAAUUUUAUUUCAAAUGUGGAGAACAUCAUGGUAGAGAUGAACAGGCGCCAUUAUCAAUGUUGAAAUCUAACAUCAGAAAUAUCCCCUGCAUCACAUGCUCUGAAACAUCAUCAAAGAUGUUUGGAGUUGUUAAGAUCGUUGUUAUAUUCCUAGUCUUUGCAGAUAAUGCGGUUGAAUGUUUUAAACUUGGUCAGCUUUGCAGCUCAAAUGGUAGAAAUUCAAUCCGUGAAUGUGACAGUCAGGGUUGUGGUGAUUUCGGAACACCAAGAGGUUCUCGUACACACAAUGGUGUCGACAUAAUUUGCAAACCAGGAGUUCUGUCAUGACACCAUUUGCUGCGAAGAUCUGACGAAAAUCACGUUCUUAUUCAAACAACAACAAACCAUAUAACAAUGGAUUGUAUAUUCAAGGAAGCGGAGAAGCCGAAGGUAUCAUCUCUCUCACAUUAACAACCAAAUUCAUAUUAGGCACGGGAAAUUCAUCUUAGACAGGAAAGUUGAUUGUAAAAACCCGUCUUAAUAUGACUUGGAAUGGAUAUAAAAUUUACACGUGUGAUGGGUCGGGUAAUGCUAAAA
Dendronephthya gigantea is the source of this 1195-nucleotide messenger RNA. RefSeq names its product E3 ubiquitin-protein ligase parkin-like. Gene Ontology annotation, cellular component: mitochondrion; cytosol. The transcript has 8 exons. Gene Ontology annotation, molecular function: ubiquitin-protein transferase activity; protein binding. The record is from RefSeq and is a predicted model, not a curated record. Lineage: Eukaryota; Metazoa; Cnidaria; Anthozoa; Malacalcyonacea; Nephtheidae. Bases 101 to 946 code for a protein of 281 amino acids.